This is a messenger RNA of Columba livia (rock pigeon), 1859 nucleotides long. It is a transcript of the gene TM2D3, whose product is annotated as TM2 domain containing 3. The transcript is spliced from 7 exons. The record is from RefSeq and is a predicted model, not a curated record. NCBI's taxonomy places the organism in Eukaryota, Metazoa, Chordata, Aves, Columbiformes, Columbidae. Bases 66 to 728 code for a protein of 220 amino acids.
GUGGCUCCGCCCCGCCCCCCCCGUGGAUCCGCCGGUGGCUCCGCCCGUUCGCGGCGGCGGGCAAGAUGGCGGCGCCGGUGUGUCUGCGCGCCCUGCGGAGCGUCUGCAGCGCCGCGCUGUUCCUGUCCCAGCUCUACGUGCUGUCCGGCCGCGCAGGAUCUCUGAUGACCACAAAGCAUGCCCAGCCACAGUCUACAUUUGCAAAAAGCCUGACUUCAACAAGCACAAAUACUCCUUAUUUUAAAGCAGCAGAAAGUACAGAAAUUCCACCUUACGUGAUGAAGUGUCCCAGCAACGGGCUUUGCAGUAGGUUGCCACCAGACUGUAUGACAUGUAACACAAACUACUCCUGUAUAUAUGGGAAACCAGCCACUUUUGAUUGCAGAGUCAAGCCACAUGUUCAUUGUGUCGAUCAGAACAACCACGAGCAGGAGAACUUUACGAUUAACAUGACGUGCCAGUUCUGCUGGCAGCUCGCAACGACGGAUUAUGUAUGUACCAACUCCACAAGCUGCAUGACGGUUUCUUGUCCGCGACAACGAUAUAAUGCCACUUGCACAGUACGGGAUCAUAUUCAUUGCCUGGGUAAUCGCGUUUUUCCUAAGAUGCUCUAUUGCAACUGGACUGGAGGUUAUAAAUGGUCAACUGCCUUGGCGCUAAGGGAAGAGAUCAGUAUGGCAGGAUUGAAUGACACUCUUGAGGUUGUUUUUGGAAUGCUAAGCCAUUAGAGCACCACAAGAGGGAUUUGAAAAGAACUGAAGUUGUUUUGGUGCAUCACCCUUGGUGGAUUCGGUGCCGAUCGUUUCUAUUUGGGCCAGUGGCGGGAAGGUCUGGGAAAACUCUUCAGCUUUGGUGGACUUGGCAUUUGGACUCUCAUUGAUGUGCUGCUGAUAGGUGUUGGCUAUGUGGGGCCUGCGGAUGGUUCUCUUUAUAUUUAAAUGUGGGUGCAAUGUGUUUCAGAGAGGAGAAGGGGCUCUAAAUAAAAGGAUGUAGAGAUUUGAGCCUUUAAGGCAGAAUGAAGAACAAUUGUUCUUCCUGUGUGCAUACAUUUUAAUGUACAGUAUCUGUACUUAGUUUGCCUUUAACUAAGGUAAAAUAAAAGAGUGGAUCACUGCGUAAGUUGAAAUUGGUUUUCUUUCUUCUGUGGACAUGCUAUUUUUCUAUGAAAAAGGCUGAACAGCUAACCAGACUCCCCACUGUGCUUGAACUUGGAUGAUCUGUCAAGCACCAAAAGAGAUGCAAGCCAACUUGAAUAUUGAGUUGUUUACUUCAUAUUUGUAUGCCUGAAUUUAACUUUAAAGCUAACUUCCUGAAAUAUGUAAGUAAUUUUGUUUUUCAUAUUUGUGGGAGGAUAAUUUAUUUGCCUGAAUUACUCUAGCAGUGUGUAGAUCACCAUGUUUUAUGAUGUUAAUUACAUUAAUGUCUGUUUUGGGAUAUAGCAAGAGCUAACAUCUGCUUAGCGACUUGUUGACAUAAAAGCGUGGGGUUUUUAGAAUUAGAUUGUGGUAACACUAAAAGCUGAAUAUGAAAUAAUUGAAGUAGAUUUUAGGAUUGUUGCAGAAUGUCUUUAUUCUCAUUGGGUUUUACCUGCAUAUCAGUAAGAGGUGCAAUUUGAGCUUGUAUUCUUGUGCGAGCAAGCUUGCCAAGUUAAUUAAAGGGGGGGGGGGGAAGGGGGGGUGGUGUCAAUAUAAUUGAGGUGUGUAUCCACUUCUGAGUCGCUAACGGGAUGCUGUAUCAUAGCGCAGUGCCGCUGGCGCGGAGGACUGGGUGCGUUCACUCGGUACCCGCGGUGCUGGCCCCGGCCGCCGCUGGUACAUCUGCACAUCUCUCACUGGAAUAAACUUGAAGCUUUAAAGGAA